Molecule: messenger RNA, 798 nt
Organism: Mycetomoellerius zeteki
Lineage: Eukaryota; Metazoa; Arthropoda; Insecta; Hymenoptera; Formicidae
Exons: 1
Coding region: 1-798 (265 amino acids)
Biological process (GO): DNA integration
Molecular function (GO): nucleic acid binding
Source: RefSeq, a predicted model, not a curated record
AUGUCGAUAAAGGCAAUACAUAUCGAGGUCGUAAGUGAUUUGACAUCUGACGGGUUCCUCGCUGCCUUACGCAGAUUCAUGACCAGACGUGGUCUUCCGAAACAUAUCUAUUCGGACAACGGUACAAAUUUUGUAGACGCGAAUAACGAAUUAAGAGAAUUAUACGUUUUGCUCAAUUCAGAAGAAAAUAAGACUCGCGUGAACAAAUUCGCCUCCGAACAUCAUAUUACAUGGCAUUUUAUACCGCCAGCAGCUCCCCAUUUCGGCGGACUAUGGGAAGCCUCAGUAAAGCUUUUCAAACACCAUUUUAAACGAGUCAUAGGAGAUUCUUUAUUUACGUUCAAAGAGUUGAACACAUUCACCGUUGAAGUCGAGGGUAUCUUAAACUCCAGACCAAUUACUGCCAUUACUGGUACUAUCUCCUGCACAUAUUGUUUAAUUGAAAAAUCUUUAACGUCUCUGCCGGAGGAAAAUUUAUUAUCAGUUCCAGAUAACCGAUUAUCCACCUGGCAUCACAUACAAAAAGUGCGUCAGGAUUUCUGGUCACGUUGGAAUCUGGAAUACUUAAACAAAUUACAGACACGCGCUAAAUGGGACAAGGACAAGCCAAAUCUGACCAUUGGAGAUGUCGUCCUCAUCAAGGAUAGAACAUUACCUUGCAACCAAUGGGCUUUAGGCCGGAUUACAUCCUUACACCCAGGUGAUGAUGGGGUGGUACGAGUUGCCACAAUGAAAACUGCGACUGGAGAACUUAAGAGAUAUGUGAAAACAUUAUGUCCACUCCCGGUCGAAUCAUAA